Messenger RNA from Ambispora gerdemannii, 551 nucleotides. The record is from the annotation of a GenBank genome assembly. NCBI's taxonomy places the organism in Eukaryota, Fungi, Glomeromycota, Glomeromycetes, Archaeosporales, Ambisporaceae.
AAGCAAAAAAAUAUACAAAAUUGAUGACUGGCAGAUUGAAUGACAUUUCGGAUAUAGUUGGAAUUUUGCAGAAAAAAACUGAAUCAUUUAAUUACCCUACAAAUCAAAAAUUUUUCAAAAUGGAAUUCCACGUUACUGAAAAACCUGAAUUCGACAAAACGCCUCAAUGGCUAUCAAAUAGCUUGCUAUCAAAUUGUUCCCUAGAAGAUUUACAAAAUCUCGUAAAAUUUACGAGUAACGAAACCACCAUCAAUGAUAUGAAGAAUCUGAGAAAAGAUCAGAUAUUAACUUACCCAGAAUCCUUGCAGCCGCAGCAAGACAAGAAGAUAUUUAUUAAUACGUCUACUAUUACGCCACUUAAAACUGCUCCGAUUAUUUGGAGACAAGUUAUGAAUGGAAAUACCCUAGAAGACUCAGCUUAUGCGACAAACAAUAGUCAAAUCGAUAAUAUUAAUUAUAACAAAGAAUGUGAAGCUCCACUUAUAUUUGAAGAAUUCGGAGAUCAAAUUUUCUGCGGAAAAUCGGAAGAUACAACAACAACAUUAUUCUAA